Messenger RNA from Aspergillus vadensis CBS 113365, 2343 nucleotides. RefSeq names its product Hsp70 family protein. Gene Ontology annotation, molecular function: heat shock protein binding; misfolded protein binding; ATP-dependent protein folding chaperone. NCBI's taxonomy places the organism in Eukaryota, Fungi, Ascomycota, Eurotiomycetes, Eurotiales, Aspergillaceae. The coding region runs from base 114 to 2117 and encodes 667 amino acids. The transcript has 4 exons. Gene Ontology annotation, biological process: cellular response to unfolded protein; protein refolding. The record is from RefSeq and is a predicted model, not a curated record. Gene Ontology annotation, cellular component: cytoplasm; mitochondrion.
UCUUAUACCCUCCCUCCUAUAUCCUCCGGCCCUUCGAUUGAAUCGACUGGCCCAUUUCUAUAUUUCUCUUUUUAAUUAGUUGUAUUAUUUUGUUCUUCUAAUCACAUCUCACAAUGCUGUCCUCUCGCAUCACCCGCGCGCUCCCGCGCACCACUCCUUUCGCUCGCGCUCCCGCUUUCAGAGUCCCCGGUGCUGCCGCUCGCAGAUGGAACUCCACCGAGGGUGGUGAGGAGAAGGUGAAGGGCCAGGUCAUCGGUAUUGACUUGGGUACCACCAACUCCGCUGUUGCCGUCAUGGAGGGCAAGACCCCCAAGAUCAUUGAGAACACCGAAGGUGCCAGAACCACUCCUUCCGUUGUUGCUUUCGCCCAGGACGGUGAGCGUCUGGUCGGUAUUGCCGCCAAGCGUCAGGCCGUUGUCAACCCCGAGAACACUCUCUUCGCCACCAAGCGUCUCAUCGGUCGCAAGUUCACCGACGCUGAGGUCCAGCGUGACAUCAAGGAGGUCCCCUACAAGAUCGUUCAGCACACCAACGGCGAUGCCUGGGUUGAGGCUCGUGGCCAGAAGUACUCUCCUUCCCAGAUUGGUGGUUUCGUCCUCAACAAGAUGAAGGAGACUGCCGAGAACUACCUCAGCAAGCCCGUUAAGAACGCUGUCGUCACUGUCCCCGCCUACUUCAACGACUCCCAGCGUCAGGCCACCAAGGACGCCGGUCAGAUCGCUGGUCUCAACGUUCUCCGUGUCGUUAACGAGCCCACUGCCGCCGCUCUUGCCUACGGUCUUGAGAAGGAGGCCGACCGUGUUGUCGCCGUCUACGAUCUUGGUGGUGGUACUUUCGAUAUCUCCGUUCUGGAGAUCCAGAAGGGUGUUUUCGAGGUCAAGUCCACCAACGGUGACACCCACCUUGGUGGUGAGGACUUCGAUAUUGCCCUUGUCCGCCAGAUUGUCCAGCAGUUCAAGAAGGAGUCCGGCCUGGACCUCUCCGGUGACCGCAUGGCUAUCCAGCGUAUCCGUGAGGCUGCUGAGAAGGCCAAGAUUGAGCUGUCUUCUUCUCUCCAGACUGAGAUCAACCUUCCUUUCAUCACUGCUGAUGCCAGCGGUGCCAAGCACAUCAACCACAAGAUGACCCGUGCCAGCCUCGAGUCCCUGGUUGACCCUCUCAUCAGCCGCACCGUUGAGCCCGUCCGCAAGGCCCUCAAGGAUGCCAACCUGCAGUCCGGUGACAUCCAGGACAUCAUCCUGGUCGGUGGUAUGACCCGUAUGCCCAAGGUCACCGAGUCCGUCAAGUCCAUGUUCGGCCGUGACCCCGCCAAGUCCGUCAACCCCGAUGAGGCUGUCGCCAUCGGUGCUGCCAUCCAGGGUGCUGUCCUUGCUGGUGAGGUCACUGACGUCCUUCUGCUCGAUGUCACUCCCCUCUCUCUCGGUAUCGAGACCCUUGGUGGUGUCUUCACCCGUCUGAUCAACCGCAACACCACCAUCCCCACCAAGAAGUCCCAGACCUUCUCCACCGCCGCUGAUUUCCAGACCGCUGUCGAGAUCAAGGUCUUCCAGGGUGAGCGUGAGCUCGUCAAGGACAACAAGCUCCUCGGAAACUUCCAGCUUGUUGGUAUCCCCCCUGCCCACCGUGGUGUUCCCCAGGUCGAGGUUACCUUCGACAUUGAUGCCGACUCCAUCGUCCACGUUGCCGCCAAGGACAAGUCCACCGGCAAGGACCAGUCCAUCACCAUUGCCUCCGGCUCCGGUCUCUCCGACUCUGAGAUCCAGUCCAUGGUUGAGGAUGCUGAGAAGUACGGUGCUCAGGACAAGGAGCGCAAGGCUGCCAUCGAGGCUGCCAACCGCGCCGACAGCGUCGUGAACGACACUGAGAAGGCUCUCAAGGAGUUCGAGGACCGCCUUGACAAGGCCGAGGCCGACCAGAUCCGCGAGAAGAUUGCCACUCUCCGCGAGUUCAUUGCCCAGAACCAGUCCGGUGAGGGCACUGCCACCGCUGAGGAGUUCAAGCAGAAGACCGAUGAGCUCCAGAACGCCAGCUUGACCCUCUUCGACAAGAUGCACAAGGCUCAGUCCGAGCAGCAGCAGCAGCAGCAGCAGAGCGGUGAGGGCGAGAACAAGGCCUAAAUGUACAACCACUAAACUCCCCAUGACUUGAACAAGCCAUGGGUGUUUCCUGUAUUCCACCUUUGCGUUAUUCCCUAGAGCCUUUCCUCUUUUUUCUCUCCGAUGUUUUAACACGCAUGAUAUGUAUACAUACCUGAUAGCUCUGACUGAUCUAUCCCUGUUCCGGUGUAUUGGUGUUUUAUUUACUCUUUCUCAUGUUCAUUUCCCUUCUGUAUUCUGAUUUCUC